Xyrauchen texanus (razorback sucker) is the source of this 2424-nucleotide messenger RNA. It is a transcript of the gene pcsk7, whose product is annotated as proprotein convertase subtilisin/kexin type 7. The transcript has 16 exons. Bases 177 to 2327 code for a protein of 716 amino acids. Gene Ontology annotation, cellular component: trans-Golgi network; Golgi membrane. The record is from RefSeq and is a predicted model, not a curated record. Gene Ontology annotation, biological process: protein processing. NCBI's taxonomy places the organism in Eukaryota, Metazoa, Chordata, Actinopteri, Cypriniformes, Catostomidae. Gene Ontology annotation, molecular function: serine-type endopeptidase activity.
GCCGGAUAUGACGAAACGUAUGACGAUUGCGGAAGUUGUGCGGAGCAGGUUAUGUCGCUGAUGGUAAUGAUGGAGAAUAAAUGUAAAUAUCACAAAAAUAAAACAGUCAAACGAUAAGGAAAUUAAAAACAUUAAUUGAAGGCUAAUCUAAUGCGGACAGUUUGUGUUUUAUUGACAUGACAUCAUCCAUCCAGAUGGGUAUGAGCCCUCUUUACCCUUUGCUGCUCCUCAUCAUGCCUUCCCUGCACGGCCAUUCCUCAUCCAUCCCGUCUCCUCCCUCCUCCACCUCCUGUGGCCCAGGCCGGUCGUGGGCGGUGCGGCUCAACGCGGGCUCUGUGAACAGGGCCGAGUCGUUUGACAGACUGGCCCAGAGUGUGGCACGGGAUGUGGGCCUGGAGAAUCACGGGCAGAUCGGGCAACUGGAGGGGCAUUAUAUGCUCUGUCAGGAGGUGGAAGACACUGUGAAUAUGGACACACGUUCAACAGAGGCAGCUCUCGAUGAAAAUCCUCACGUGGUUUGGCACUCCCAGGAACAAAUCCUCAGACGCUCCAAGAGAAGUGUGAUCUUCAAUGACCCCAAAUAUCCCAGCCAGUGGCACUUGCACAAUAAUAUGAAACAAGGGAUGGACAUCAAUGUGACAGGGGUCUGGGAGCAUAAUAUCACGGGGGUCGGGGUCACAGUGGUCGUAGUGGAUGAUGGAGUCCAGCACACCUUAGAAGAUAUUCAGCCCAAUUAUAGUGCUGAGGGUAGUUAUGAUUUAAACUCUAAUGAUCCGGACCCCAUGCCUCAUCCUGAUGGUCACAGUGAUAAUCACCAUGGCACGCGCUGCGCUGGCGAGAUCGCUGCAGUCUCCAAUAACGGCUUCUGCGCCGUUGGAGUGGCAUAUGGCAGCAAAGUGGCAGGCAUCAGAGUUUUGGAUGGGCCCCUCACAGACAGCAUGGAGGCUGUGGCUUUUAAUAAACAUUACCAAAUUAAUGAUGUUUACAGCUGCAGUUGGGGGCCAGAUGAUGACGGGCGUACAGUUGAUGGACCACAUCCAUUAGGCAAGGCGGCGCUGCAGCAUGGCGUUAUUGCCGGCAGGAAAGGGUUUGGCAGCAUCUUUGUUGUUGCCAGUGGCAACGGAGGACAGUAUGAGGAUAACUGCAACUAUGAUGGCUAUGCUAACUCUAUCUACAGCGUUACCAUAGGGGCUGUUGAUGAGAAUGGCAGAAAACCGUUCUACGCUGAAGAGUGUGCGUCGAUGCUGGCUGUCACGUUCAGCAGUGGAAGCAGACAACUGCGCAGUAUUGUGACAUCAGACUGGUCAUUGCAGAGUGGCACAGGUUGCACAGAUGGGCACACUGGCACAUCUGCAGCGGCACCGUUGGCUGCAGGUAUGGUGGCGCUGAUGCUGCAGGUGCGGCCGUGUCUGAGCUGGCGAGACGUUCAGCAUAUCAUCACCUACACAGCAACACAGCAUGACACACAGGCUGAUUGGGAGACGAACGGAGCAGGUUUUCAUCACAGUCAUAAGUACGGCUUUGGACUGCUCAACGCCUGGAGACUGGUGAAUGCUGCUAAGGUUUGGGAGUUUGUGCCCUUUUUGGUGUCCUACCAGAGCCCCAACUUAAAUGCCAAUGAAAUAAUUCCAGCCUAUCCCAAAUCUCUCACGCUGACAUGGAAUGUCACUGCGUUUGACCUGAGACAGUCAGGCAUGCAAACCCUGGAGCACGUGUCUGUAACUGUGACUAUAACACAUCCUCGCCGCGGCAACGUCGAGAUUGUGCUCGUGUGUCCCAGUGGAAUGAGCUCGCUGAUCGGGGCUAGAAGAGCCCUGGAUGUUGAUACUACUGGAUACACCGACUGGACGUUUUCAACCGUGCGAUGUUGGGGAGAAGGAGCCGAGGGACAAUACAGUCUACAGAUCACUGACUAUAGAGAGGCGACUCUGGCAUUAGGUGUGCUGAAGAACUGGAAACUCACUCUGUAUGGCUCAUCUAUGUCUUUGCAGCAAGUGAAAGAGAGACGGAGAGUUGUGGAAGACGCCAUGAGUGGACAGUAUCUGAACAGCAGUUUUGCUCUUCCUUGCCCUCCUGGCAUUGAUGUUCCUCCUGAGAUUGUGAGCCCAUUUACCUCCAACAGCCUAAAGUCUCUGCUGCUGCUGGGCUGUUUUGCUCUCUUCUGGUCGCUGUAUUACACUCUGGAGGUGACGCUCACUCAUGUGGACUGGCAUGGAUGCAGAGGACUACAGACUGGAUCUACAGAUCCAGAGGACAGUGAGGUGGUGGAGAUCCAGCCUGACAUGGAGUCUAAAGUUCCCCUCAUAGCAGCCGAGGAGAACACGUAGCACUCAGGAAAACUGGACCUGUCACUUCUGUUUGAAACUUUUGGGUUGCACUUUUGCUUUCGAGUCUGCGAGCACAUGCUCUCUAUCGGGUUACCUU